Lotus japonicus is the source of this 2978-nucleotide messenger RNA. RefSeq names its product diacylglycerol kinase 1. The transcript is spliced from 8 exons. Gene Ontology annotation, molecular function: ATP-dependent diacylglycerol kinase activity. NCBI's taxonomy places the organism in Eukaryota, Viridiplantae, Streptophyta, Magnoliopsida, Fabales, Fabaceae. Bases 608 to 2788 code for a protein of 726 amino acids. The record is from RefSeq and is a predicted model, not a curated record.
UUUCAUCUUUACAACAGAGUGCGCCCAAAACAGAAUAAAAAGAAUUCAAUUCCAGUUUUCUUAUGCUGCAAAAUAUUUCUAUUUUCUACUUUCCUUCCCUGUUAAGAAAAAUAAAAUGCUACCUUCUUCCUGUUCUGCGUUUCGCUUCCUCACAUUCUCUCGAUCAUCUAGGGUUUCUCCACCCCCAUUCGGUUAACCACGAUCUCGCCGCCGCAACCGCCGCAACUGUAAGCAACACUUGCUCUUUUCAUCAUCAUGGUGUUGUUCAUACCCUCAUAGAGGGGCUUGUAAGAUCAUAGCAGAAGAUGUUUUGGAGAAAAAUUGGGGAUGAGGAAUGUCUUACUUGUUCAAUAUGUUUUUUGAAAGAAGCAGAUUUGAGUGGUUAUAUAUUAGUAUCCAGCAUGUCAUUGCAUAUAAAUGAAUUUUGGUUAAGGAAUGAUACAUAUGGGGUGUGAUUUUUCAAUUUUCGUGAUGUUGUUUGUACACAUAGAGGUUUGUGAUCUUAGUUAGGUGUUUAACAGAGUUAACUUGGUUUGCCGUUCGUCACGACCGAGCGAGUUCUUCCGCUGCUGAUAUAGUUGCAGUUUGUAGAUUAUAUAGUUGAGGAAUGGAUGAUGAAAUAGAUUUUGAGUAUUUUCUUUACAGUUGGAAUGCUAAGAAUCCGACUGAUCGGCUUUUCGUUGUGUCUUGCCUUGUUGCUGCGCUCGUUGGAAUUUUGACCAUAGCCUACACGGCGUUUCAAUGGAGGAGAAACAUCAACUUGAGUUGGAUGAAAGCUGUUGCUAGGUCGAAGAAAAACCCGAAGGCAAGGCACAAAGUUCCUGUGGCCCCUCAUACUUGGAGUCUAGAAUCUGCUUCCCGUGCGAAGAAUUUGAAUUGUUGUGUGUGCUUUAAGUCGAUGUCGCCCUCGCAAACUCUAGGGCCUAUAGCUUCAGAUAGUUUUAUCCACCGUUGCUGUAUUUGCGGUGCAGUUGCUCAUCUUAGCUGUUCUUCUAGUGCCCACAAGGAUUGUAAAUGUGUUUCUAUGAUUGGGUGUGAGCAUGUCAUGCACCAAUGGACUGUUCGUUGGACGGAUGUAUCUGACCAGUCUGAUGAAACUGCUUUCUGUAGUCACUGUGAAGAGCCAUGUGGUGGGACAUUCCUCAGUGGUUCACCUAUAUGGUCUUGCUUGUGGUGCCAACGUUUAGUACAUGUUGAUUGUCAUAGUUCAAUGUCUAAUGAAACGGGUGACAUAUGUGAUUUGGGCCCGUUUAAAAGAUUAAUCCUGUCACCACUAUAUGUGAAGAAAUUGAACUGGAACUUGCCAGGUGGAAUUUUAAGCUCCAUCACACAUGGGGCAAAUGAGAUAGCAUCUUCAGUUCGAGCAAGUAUCAGGAACCAGAGCAAAAAAUACAAGCAUGGAAAUGAAUCAUUGGGUGAAUCUGGAAAUAGUGAGAUUGGUGAAAUGUCCACAGAAACAACUGCCGAUUCUCAUGAAGUAGUUAACGGUCAUCAUGAAAUGGAUGAAAUAAAUAGUGUUGGCUCGAAUACUGAGGCUCGACAUCAAGAUAGUGGAGUUAACAAUAAGAUGGAUAGACCCAGUUUUAGUCGCAAUUCAUCAUUCAAUCAGAAGGAUGAUUCCCGCGUGUUGGGGGUGAAACAGAGAUAUGAGGUGGCUAAUUUACCUCCAGAUGCGAGACCAUUGCUAGUUUUUAUAAACAAGAAGAGUGGUGCCCAACGGGGAGACUCACUUAGGCUGCGUCUGAAUACUCUUUUAAAUCCUGUUCAGGUGUUUGAAUUGAGCUCAUCACAGGGGCCAGAGAUGGGACUCUAUGUGUUUAGAAAGGUGCCUCACUUCAGAGUUCUUGUAUGUGGUGGAGAUGGUACUGUUGGUUGGGUUCUGAAUGCAAUAGACAAGCAAAAUUUUGAAUCCCCUCCCCCUGUUGCUAUUCUUCCUGCUGGUACAGGAAAUGAUCUUGCUAGAGUGCUCUCUUGGGGAGGUGGCUUGGGUCCUGUGGAAAGGCAAGGGGGUCUUAGCACAGUUCUGAAUCACAUAGAACAUGCUGCAGUUACUAUUCUUGACCGGUGGAAGGUAACAAUCAGUCAUCCGCAAGGAAAGCAACAGCUCCAACCACCAAAGUUUAUGAACAAUUAUCUUGGAAUUGGUUGUGAUGCAAAGGUUGCUUUGGACAUUCAUAAUCUCCGGGAAGAGAAUCCAGAGAAGUUUUAUAACCAGUUUAUGAAUAAAGUUCUAUAUGCACGAGAGGGUGCUAAAAAUAUUAUGGAUAGAACAUUUGCGGAUUUCCCUUGGCAAGUUCGGGUUGAGGUGGAUGGAGUUGAAAUUGAGGUCCCUGAGGAUGCUGAAGGUGUGCUUGUUGCAAAUAUUGGAAGCUACAUGGGAGGUGUAGAUUUGUGGCAAAAUGAGGAUGACAAUUAUGAUAAUUUUGAUCCACAAUCUAUGCAUGAUAAGGUACUUGAAGUUGUGAGCAUAUCUGGAACAUGGCAUCUUGGGAAGCUUCAGGUUGGGCUUUCUCGAGCUAGAAGACUUGCGCAAGGACAGUCAAUCAAGGUACAAUUGUUUGCAAUGUUUCCUGUUCAAAUUGAUGGAGAACCUUGGUUUCAGCAACCCUGUACAAUUUCCAUAACCCAUCAUGGCCAGGCCUUCAUGUUGAAGAGGGCGGCUGAGGAACCUCUUGGUCAUGCAGCUGCAAUAAUCACUGAUGUGCUUGAGAAUGCUGAAACCAAUAAUGUAAUUAAUGCUACACAAAAGAGAGCACUUCUUCAUGAGAUGGCACUGAGGCUGUCCUAGGAAUAUUCUCCACCCUGUGAUUAGAGUUUUUGUACCCGUUUUUUGUGAGUAUACUUUGCACACUUCGGUGUAUUACUUUUCCUUUUUGAAGUCUUUAUCUUAAAACCUCCUGCUGCAUCUGAAGCAGGCUUGUAUAUUACAAAUAUUAUACGUCAAAAGAAAGAAUGAAAUCAGAUAGCUUUUAAGUUGA